Lolium rigidum is the source of this 772-nucleotide messenger RNA. Its product is annotated as auxin-responsive protein SAUR50-like. NCBI's taxonomy places the organism in Eukaryota, Viridiplantae, Streptophyta, Magnoliopsida, Poales, Poaceae. Gene Ontology annotation, biological process: response to auxin. The record is from RefSeq and is a predicted model, not a curated record. The coding region runs from base 72 to 644 and encodes 190 amino acids. The transcript has a single exon.
UCCUUGCAAAAAUAACGAAACGUACGCAGCACAAAGAAAGCGGAGACCUUCGACUUCUUCUAGCUAGCUGCAUGAUGGCAAGGCGGCACAGAGGCUUCCGGCUCGGCCGGAAGCUGCUCGGCAUGUGCCGCUGGGCGCUCUCGCACCGCCGCCGACGCCGCGGCGGCGGCUACCUCCGCCUGCAGCGCUGCCAGCAGCUGGGAGGCACAGCCGAUAAGUCCCCCGCGGCCUUCGGGAGCGCCAAGAAGCAGCAGCAGCAGCUGGUCGUUUUACCUCAGGACGAGCCUCGGCGCCGGGUGCUGAUGUGGGGGCGGUCGCUGGCGCGGCGGAUGCGGCUCCUCCCCCGGCGUGGCGGCGGCGAGCGGCUCCUGGAAGAAGAGGCCGCGGAGGCGACGACGCCCAAGGGGCAGGUUGCGGUGUACGUGGGCGGCGACGGGCCCGGCGGGGAGUCGUCGAUGAGGUACGUGGUCCCCGUGGUGUACUUCAACCACCCGCUCUUCGGCGAGCUGCUCCGCGAGGCCGAGGAGGAGUUCGGCUUCCAGCACCCCGGCGGGAUCACCAUCCCCUGCGCCGCCACGCGGUUCGAGCGCGCCGCCGCCAUGGCCGGCAGCUGCAGCGGCAGGAAGGCGCCCGGAUGGUGGUAGCGUAGGCGUAGCACGUGUGUGGCGAGCUCGUGUACAGUUCUACAUACAUACAGUCAUACAGAUGUGCUCGAUCGAAUAGGAUCUGGAUUUGUGUAUUUUUUUCGCCCUCUGUUUUGCCUUUUGACUUU